Mesorhabditis spiculigera is the source of this 1542-nucleotide messenger RNA. The record is from the annotation of a GenBank genome assembly. NCBI's taxonomy places the organism in Eukaryota, Metazoa, Nematoda, Chromadorea, Rhabditida, Rhabditidae.
AUGAAGUUCCUCUACGUUCUCCUGGCUAUCGCUGCCGUUGCCAGCGCACGAUCUCUCGUCAAGCGCGACAAUAGCUAUGGAGACGAAGCGGUGACCCCCGCUGCUGAGCCAGCCCCGGCAGCCGAGCCCGCCCCAGCCCCAGCCCCCGCCGGAGGGGACUACCAGGCCCCCGCUGCUGCUCCUGCCCCCGCCGAGGAGGCUCCCGCACCAGCUGAGCAGCCCGCCCCCGCAGCCGAGCCCGCCCCGGCCGUCGAGGCUUCUGGAUACCGCAAGAAGCGCGACAACAGCUACGGAGACGAGGCCGUCACGCCCGCUGCUGAGCCUGCCCCGGCUGCCGAGCCCGCCGCCGAGCCCGCCGCUGCCCCCGCCCCGGCCGCUGACUACCAGGCCCCCGCUGCUGCUGCCCCCGCUGAGGAGGCCCCCGCCCCGGCUGAGCAGCCCGCUCCCGCCGCCGAGCCCGCCCCCGCUGUUGAGGCUUCCGGAUACCGCAAGAAGCGCGACAACUCGUACGGAGAUGAGGCUGUGACCCCCGCUGCUGCCCCCGCUCCCGCUGCUGAGCCCGCUGCCGAGCCCGCCCCGGCUGCUGAGUACCAGGCCCCCGCUGCCGCCCCCGCCGAGGAGGCCCCCGCCCCAGCUGAGCAGCCCGCCCCUGCCGCCGAGCCCGCCCCGGCUGUUGAGGCCUCGGGAUACCGCAAGAAGCGCGACAACAGCUACGGAGACGAGGCUGUCACCCCUGCCGCUGCCCCCGCCCCUGCUGCCGAGCCCGCUGCCGAGCCCGCUGCUGCCCCCGCCGGAGACUACCAGGCCCCCGCUGCUGCCCCUGCUGAGGAGGCCCCGGCCCCCGCUGAGCAGCCCGCUCCCGCCGCUGAGCCAGCCCCGGCUGUCGAGGCUUCCGGAUACCGCAAGAAGCGUGAUAACAGCUACGGAGAUGAGGCCGUGACCCCUGCCGCCGCCCCCGCCCCUGCUGCCGAGCCCGCUGCCGAGCCCGCCGCUGCCCCCGCCCCGGCCGCUGACUACCAGGCCCCCGCUGCUGCCCCUGCUGAGGAGGCCCCUGCCCCGGCUGAGCAGCCCGCUCCCGCCGCCGAGCCCGCCCCGGCUGUUGAGGCUUCCGGAUACCGCAAGAAGCGCGACAACUCGUACGGAGAUGAGGCUGUGACCCCCGCUGCUGCCCCCGCUCCCGCUGCUGAGCCCGCUGCCGAGCCCGCCCCAGCUGCUGAGUACCAGGCCCCCGCUGCCGCCCCCGCCGAGGAGGCCCCCGCCCCAGCUGAGCAGCCCGCCCCUGCCGCUGAGCCCGCCCCGGCUGUUGAGGCCUCGGGAUACCGCAAGAAGCGCGACAACAGCUACGGAGACGAGGCUGUCACCCCUGCCGCUGCCCCCGCCCCUGCUGCCGAGCCCGCUGCCGAGCCCGCUGCCGCCCCCGCCCCGGCCGCCGAGUACCAGGCCCCCGCUGCUGCCCCCGCUGAGGAGGCCCCCGCACCGGCUGAGCAGCCCGCUCCCGCCGCCGAGCCCGCCCCCGCUGUUGAGGCUUCCGGCUACCGCAAG